Molecule: messenger RNA, 1632 nt
Organism: Odobenus rosmarus divergens (Pacific walrus)
Lineage: Eukaryota; Metazoa; Chordata; Mammalia; Carnivora; Odobenidae
Gene: CCDC61
Product: coiled-coil domain containing 61
Exons: 16
Coding region: 1-1632 (543 amino acids)
Cellular component (GO): centrosome
Source: RefSeq, a predicted model, not a curated record
AUGACCCUAUGCUCUAGUGACUCACUCCACAAGCACUUGUGCAAUGGAGAACUUCCCCGCAGCUUCCGGACCCGCGGCGGCCAAGACCUUCCCGUGCGCAUGUGCCGCCGCCUCUCCUCCAACCCGCCCCUCCUCGUGGGCGCGUCUAGUCCGCGGCAGGGGAACUUGGCUGCGAGUAAGCCAGGGCCAGUCAGAAGCGAGAAGGCCGGAUCCUGGGGCGGGGCUGGAGCUUCGGCAGUUGAACUGCUCGCGAGGAGGGUUGUCUGUGGAGAAGCGACACUGGCCAUGGACCAGCCAGCUGGCCUGCAGGUGGACUACAUCUUCCGGGGUGUGGAGCAUGCUGUGCGGGUGGUGGUGUCUGGACAGGUGCUAGAGCUGGAAGUGGAGGACCGGAUGACGGCUGAUCAGUGGCGGGGCGAGUUUGAUGCCAGCUUCAUUGAAGAUCUGACUCACAAGACGGGGAACUUUAAACAGUUCAACAUCUUCUGUAACAUGCUGGAGUCGGCUCUCACCCAGAGCAGUGAGUCGGUCACCCUUGACCUGCUGACCUACACAGAUCUCGAGUCCCUGCGAAAUCGCAAGAUGGGGGGCCGCCCGGGCCCCUUGGCCUCGAGAUCGGCCCAGCUCAACUCCAAGCGCUACCUGAUCCUCAUCUACUCUGUGGAGUUUGACAGGAUUCACUACCCGCUGCCCCUCCCGUACCAGGGCAAGCCAGACCCUGUGGUCCUGCAGGGCAUCAUCCGCUCACUGAAGCAGGAGCUGGGCCGCCUUCGAGGGCUGGACGGCCAGGAUGCUCGGGACACCCGGGAGACUGAGAUCUGGCACCUGAGGGAGCAGGUUUCACGCCUGGCAUCCGAGAAGCGAGAACUGGAGGCCCAGCUGGAGCGAAAGGGCGAUCUUGUAGAGCGAAAGGGCGUGGCCCAACUGGUGGGGAUCUGGAGACGGACUCCGCCGGUGCCGCCGCCCCGGGCCCGGGAGGAUCGGGCUUCGUCGUCGCGGGAGCGCUCCACAUCGCGCGGUCGCGGUGCCACCCGCUCUUCUUCCCGGGAGAGCGGCCGGGGGGGCCGGAGUCGAGGCCGCCCUGCCCGCCCCUCACCCUCGCCCACAGGUAGUCGCGUGCCCCGUUUCGACCCCACAGCCUUUGUGAAAGCCAAGGAGAAGAAGCAGAGAGAGAUCAAGAUGAAGCAGCAGCAGCAGCGGAACCGAUUGGGCAGCGGAGGAAGCGGGGACGGCCCGUCCAUCUCCUGGUCUCGCCAGGCUCGGCCCCCCGCUGCCGUGAGCGGCCGAGGGGACGCGGCUAACCGCUCCCGAAACCGCAGCUCCUCAGUGGACAGUUUCCGCAGCCGCUGCUCGUCCGCCGGCUCCUGCAGCGAGUUGGAGGAUUUCUCCGAAUCCCUUCCUAAGGGCGUUCACCACCGCGGGAAGCCUUCCAGCCCCACACCCUGGGGCGGGUCCAGCACGAAGCCCACCCCUCUGGAACGCAGCCGCCAUCAGAGAUGCCUGACCAGUUCGGGGGGCUGGGUCCCUAUGAAAGAGUACAGCUCCGACCACCAGGCAGCAGACAUGGCUGAAAUAGACGCCCGCCUGAAGGCCUUGCAGGAAUAUAUGAACCGACUGGACACACGGUCAUGA